Molecule: messenger RNA, 19261 nt
Organism: Erinaceus europaeus (western European hedgehog)
Lineage: Eukaryota; Metazoa; Chordata; Mammalia; Eulipotyphla; Erinaceidae
Gene: AHNAK
Product: AHNAK nucleoprotein
Exons: 5
Coding region: 236-18406 (6056 amino acids)
Biological process (GO): regulation of RNA splicing
Cellular component (GO): cytoplasm; costamere; nucleus
Molecular function (GO): protein binding
Source: RefSeq, a predicted model, not a curated record
CACUCGGAGCAGCUCUGCCGCGGGGACUGCACCGCCCGCCCUGCCGGACCCGCCCCGACCGGGGUUCGCCGCCUGCAGCCACCGCCGCCGCCGCCGCCGCCGCUCCACCGCCUCGGCCCGCGCGGGCUAUGGCCGUGUCCCGGGGCUGAGCGCGCAGGUUGUGUGAUCCAGAUUCCUGAGAGAGAGACUGAGGAGAAGAGAGGAAGGAGGGCGGGCUCCUGGCAAGGCAUUCGCUAUGGAACCAGUCCUGCAGAAGAUGGAGAAGGAGGAGGAGCCGACCCGGGAGCUGCUGCUGCCCAACUGGCAGGGCAGCGGCUCCCACGGGCUGACCAUCGCCCAGAGGGACGACGGCGUCUUUGUGCAGGAGGUGAUGCAGAACUCCCCUGCGGCCCGCACUGGGGUGGUCAAGGAGGGGGACCAGAUCGUGGGGGCCACUAUCUACUUUGACAACCUGCAGUCAGCCGAGGUGACUCAGCUGCUGAACACCAUGGGCCACCACACCGUGGGCCUGAAGCUGCAUCGCAAGGGGGACCGCUCCCCCGAGCCUGGCCAGACCUGGACUCAUGAAGUCUUCAGCUCCCACAGCUCUGAGGUGGUUCUGAGUGGGGAUGACGAAGACUACCAGCGCAUCUACACCACCAAGAUCAAGCCUCGCCUGAGGUCAGAGGAUGGAGUGGAAGGGGACCUCGGGGAGACCCAGAGCCGCACCAUCACGGUGACCAGGAGGGUCACCGCCUACACUGUGGAUGUGACAGGCCGGGAUGGAGCCAAGGACAUUGAUAUCAGCAGCCCUGAGUUCAAGAUCAAGAUUCCUCGGCACGAAGUGACUGAGAUCUCCACCAUGGAUGUGGAGACCCAGCCAGGCAAGACAGUGAUCAGGCUGCCCUCGGGCUCGGGAGCCACAUCUCCAGCUGCAGGCGCUGCCGUGGACAUCCGGGCAGGGGCUCUGUCUGCUUCAGGACCAGAGCUCCAAGGUGCCGGCCACUCGCAGCUCCAGGUCACCGUCCCUGGCGUCAAGGUGGGGACCCCCAGUAUCAGUGCCAGUGCCAAGGGCUUGGACUUGGGGAGCAAAGUAGGUGUGCAGGUUCCAGGAGGGGACAUUACAUCUUCUCUUGGGGGUGGGGCAGUGGAGCUGCAGAGUGGUGGUGAAGGGAAAAUUAAAAUCCCCACCAUGAAGGUGCCAAAAUUUGGUGUCACCACAGAGUCCGAGGGCCAGGUGCUGGAGGUGGGGCUCAACGUCUCUGCACCCGAGUUCUCUGUGGGUCACAAGGGCAGCAAACCAGGCAUGGUCAUCGGUGGAAGCGUCCAGACCCCUAAGCUAGAGGUCAGUGUCCCCUCUGCUGCUAUCGAGGGGAAGCUGAAGGGCCCGUCCGUUUCUGGCCCAUCCCUUGACCUAGGCCUGAAAGGUGCCAAGAUACAGGGGGCCACGGGGGCCGACAUCUCGAUUCCCAAACUCGAGGGCAGUGUCACUAACCCCAGCAUGGAGGCUCGAGGCCCCGAAGUUGAUAUCCAGGGACCAGGCGGCAAGCUGCACAUGCCCCAGAUGAAAGUCCCCAAAUUCUCAGUGUCAGGUGCUAAGGGAGAGGGACCUGGCCUCAGUGUGACGCUGCCCGAGGGUGAGUUGUCUGGAGGUGUCAGCCUGCCUGAAGUGACAACCGGUGGGCUGGAAGGAAAGUUCAAGGGCGCCAAAGGCAAGAGUCCUGAAUUGAUCGUUCAGAAGCCUAAAAUCUCCAUGCAGGAUGUGGAUCUGAGCCUUGCAUCCCCUAAACUGAAAGGAGACAUCAAAGUCUCCCUUCCUGAGGUGCAAGGUGAGGUGAAAGGCCCACAGGUGUCCGUGAAAGGCUCCAAAAUUGACAUGGAGCUACCCAGCCCAGAGGGGACUCUGACAGGCCCCAAGCUUAGCGGUCCAGCUGGGAAACCAGGAACCUGUAGCAUCUCUAUGGCGGAUGUUGACCUGAAUGUGGCUGCACCCAAAGUGAAAGGUGCUGUAGAGGUCCCCAGAGUGGAGGGCAAAGUCAGGCUCCCUGAAGUUGAUGUCAAAGGCCCCAAAGUGGAGGUCAGUGCCCCAGAGGUGGAUGUGCAUGGGCCAGACUGGAACCUGAAGAUGCCCAAGAUGAAAAUGCCUAAGUUCGGCACAGCAGGCAUCCAAGGGCAAGUCUCAGAGGUAGACGUGACUCUGCCCAAAGGAGAGGUCAGUCUUUCAGGGCCCAAGAUCAACGUGGAGGCUCCAAAUGUCAGCAUAGGGAGCCCGGAGGCCAAAAUUAAAGGACCCGACAUGAAGCUGCCUGACGUCGGUGUCAAGACCCCUAAAAUCUCCAUGCCAGAUGUUGAUCUACAUGUUAAGGGCACCAAGGUGAAGGGAGAAUAUGAUGUAACAGUGCCAAAACUGGAAGGAGAAGUGAAAGGCCCCAAAGUGGACAUUGCUGUUCCAGAUGUGGAAGUUCACAGCCCUGACUGGCACCUGAAGAUGCCCAAGAUGAAGAUGCCCAAGUUCAGUGUUCCUGGAGUGAAAGCUGAGGGCCCAGAGGUGGAUGUGAGUCUGCCCAAGGCCGAUGUGGACAUUUCUGGGCCCAAGGUAGAUAUUACAGCUCCAGACGUCAGUAUCGAGGGUCCAGAAGGGAAACUGAAAGGCCCCAAGUUCAAGAUGCCAGAGAUGAACAUAAAAGCCCCCAAGAUCUCCAUGCCAGAUGUGGACUUACAUCUGAAGGGCCCUAAAGUCAAAGGGGAAUAUGAUGUCACAGUGCCAAGGGUCGAAGGGGAGGCCAAGGUUCCAGAUGUUGAACUUAAAAGUGCCAAAGUGGACAUUGGGGCACCAGAUGUGGAAGUUCAUGGCCCAGACUGGCACCUAAAGAUGCCCAAGAUGAAAAUGCCCAAGUUUGGCGUGCCAGGCUUCAAAGCAGAGGGCCCAGAAGUGGAGGUGAACCUGCCCAAGGCUGACUUUGACGUCUCAGUCCCCAAGGUGGAUGUUGGCAUACCAGAAGUGAGUCUUGAGGGGCCUGAUGUGAAGGUGAAGGGUCCUAAGUUCAAGAUGCCUGAGAUGAACAUCAAGGCCCCCAAGAUCUCCAUGCCUGAUGUGGAUUUGCAUAUGAAAGGUCCCAGGGUGAAGGGAGAAUAUGACGUCACAGUGCCAAAGUUGGAAGGGGACUUGAAAGGACCAAAAGUAGAUGUCAGUGCUCCAGAUGUUGACAUUCAUGGUCCUGAGUGGAACCUGAAGAUGCCAAAGAUGAAAAUGCCCAAAUUUACCAUGCCAAGCCUGAAAGGAGAGGGCCCAGAGCUGGAUGUGAACUUGCCCAAAGCUGAUGUGGACAUUUCUGUACCAAAAGUAGAUCUUAGUGCUCCAGAUCUCAGCCUUGAAGGACCAGAAGGGAAGCUGAAGGGCCCCAAGUUUAAGAUGCCUGAAAUGCACUUCAAAGCCCCUAAGAUGUCUCUGCCAGAUGUGGACCUAGAUCUUAAAGGAUCCAAAAUGAAAGGAAACCUAGUUGUGUCAGCACCAAAACUUGAAGGUGAAGUGAAAGUGCCAGAGGUGGACAUCAAAGGUCCCAAUGUAGACAUUAAAGCACCAGAUGUGGAAGUUCAGGGAGCAGACUGGAGCUUGAAGAUGCCCAAGAUGAAGAUGCCCAAGUUCAGCAUGCCAAGCUUCAAAAGUGAAGGCCCAGAAGUGGACGUGAACCUGCCCAAAGCUGACAUUAACAUAUCAGCACCAAAGGUGGACAUUGAAGCUCCAGAUGUGAGCCUUGAGUGCCCAGAUGCAAAACUGAAAGGCCCCAAGUUCAAGAUGCCAGACAUGCACUUCAAGGCCCCCAAGAUCUCCAUGCCUGACGUGGACUUGCACAUGAGAGCCCCCAAAAUCAAGGGGGAGAUGGACGUGUCUGUGCCCAAGAUUGAAGGUGAAGUGAAAGUGCCAGAGGUGGACAUUAAAGGACCCAAAGUUGACAUCAGUGCCCCAGAUGUGGAUAUGCAUGGCCCAGACUGGCACCUGAAGAUGCCUAAGAUGAAGAUGCCCAAGUUCAGCGUGCCAGGCUUCAAAGCAGAGGGCCCAGAAGUGGAUGUGAACCUGCCCAAGGCUGACCUUGAUGUCUCAGGCCCCAAGGUGGACAUUGAAGCUCCAGAUGUGAGCCUUGAGUGUCCAGAUGCAAAACUGAAAGGCCCCAAGUUCAAGAUGCCAGACAUGCACUUCAAGGCCCCCAAGAUCUCCAUGCCUGACGUGGACUUGCACAUGAAAGCCCCCCAAAUCAAGGGGGAGAUGGAUGUGUCUGUGCCCAAGAUUGAAGGUGAAGUGAAAGUGCCAGAGGUGGACAUUAAAGGGCCCAAAGUUGACAUCAGUGCCCCAGAUGUGGAUGUGCAUGGCCCAGACUGGCACCUGAAGAUGCCUAAGAUGAAGAUGCCCAAGUUCAGCAUGCCAGGCUUUAAAGCAGAGGGCCCAGAAGUAGAUGUGAACCUGCCCAAGGCUGACCUUGAUGUCUCAGGCCCCAAGGUGGACAUUGAAGGUCCAGAUGUGAGCCUUGAGUGCCCAGAUGCAAAACUGAAAGGCCCCAAGUUCAAGAUGCCAGACAUGCACUUCAAGGCCCCCAAGAUCUCCAUGCCUGACGUGGACUUGCACAUGAAAGCCCCCCAAAUCAAGGGGGAGAUGGACGUGUCUGUGCCCAAGAUUGAAGGUGAAGUGAAAGUGCCAGAUGUGGACAUUAAAGGACCCAAAGUUGACAUCAGUGCCCCAGAUGUGGAUGUGCAUGGCCCAGACUGGCACCUGAAGAUGCCCAAGAUGAAGAUGCCCAAGUUCAGUGUGCCAGGCUUCAAAGCAGAGGGCCCAGAAGUGGAUGUGAACCUGCCCAAGGCUGACCUUGAUGUCUCAGGCUCCCAGGUGGACAUUGACAUGCCAGAUGUGAAUAUUGAAGGUCCAGAUGCAAAACUGAAAGGUCCCAAGUUCAAGAUGCCCGAGAUGAAUGUCAAGGCCCCCAAGAUCUCCAUGCCUGAUGUGAACCUGAAUCUUAAAGGGCCAAAACUCAAGGGUGAUAUGGAUGUCUCUUUGCCUGAUGUGGAAGGUGAAGUGAAAGUGCCAGAUGUGAACAUCAAAGGGCCCAAAGUUGACGUCAGUGCCCCAGAUGUGGACGUGCAUGGCCCAGACUGGCACCUGAAGAUGCCCAAGGUGAAAAUGCCCAAAUUCAGCAUGCCGGGCUUCAAGGCAGAGGGCCCAGAAGUGGAUGUGAACCUGCCCAAGGCUGACCUUGAUGUCUCAGGCCCCAAGGUGGACAUUGAAUGCCCAGAUGUGAAUAUUGAAGGUCCGGAUGCGAAACUGAAGGGUCCUAAGUUCAAGAUACCCGAUGUGAAUAUAAAACCCCAGAAGAUUUCCAUGCCAGAUGUUAGUUUGCAUUUAAAAGGUCCUAAACUGAAAGGUGACUCUGACGUUAAAGCUCCAAAAGUAGAAGGAGAGAUAAAAGUUCCAGAUGUUGACAUUAAAGGUCCCAAAGUGGAUAUUAAUGCACCAGAUGCAGGCAUGCAUGGCCCAGACUGGCACCUGAAGAUGCCCAAGGUGAAGAUGCCCAAGUUCAGCAUGCCAGGCUUCAAAGGAGAGGGCCCAGAGGUAGAUGUGAACCUGCCCAAGGCUGACCUGGAUGUCUCAGGCCCCAAGGUGGACAUUGACUUGCCAGAUGUGAACAUUGAAGGUCUAGAUGCCAAAUUGAAGGGCCCCAAGUUCAAGAUGCCCGGCAUGAAUAUACAGACCCACAAAAUCUCUAUGCCUGAUGUUGGGCUUAAUCUGAAAGGCCCUAAACUGAAAACAGAUGCAAGUGUUUCCCUCCCCAAAGUGGAAGGAGAUGUGAAAGUUCCUGAAAUUGAUGUGAAAGCACCCAAGAUGGAUGUGGAUGUUGGUGAUAUUGACAUUGAAGGCCCAGAAGGAAAGUUGAAAGGCCCCAAGUUCAAGAUGCCAGACAUGCACUUCAAGGCCCCCAAGAUCUCCAUGCCUGACGUGGACUUGCACAUGAAAGCCCCCAAAAUCAAAGGGGAGAUGGACGUGUCUGUGCCCAAGAUUGAAGGUGAAGUGAGAGUGCCAGAUGUGGAUGUUAAGGGCCCCAAAGUGGACAUUGAUGUUCCUGAUGUGGACGUGCAUGGCCCAGACUGGCACCUGAAGAUGCCCAAGGUGAAGAUGCCCAAGUUCAGCAUGCCAGGCUUCAAAGGAGAGGGCCCAGAAGUGGACGUGAACCUACCCAAGGCCGACAUCAAUGUUUCUGGCCCAAAUAUGGACAUUGAUGCUCCUGAUUUGGAUAUUGAGGGACCAGAAGGAAAAGUCAAAGGCUCCAAAUUUAAGAUGCCCAAGUUGAACAUCAAGGCCCCCAAGAUCUCCAUGCCAGAUGUGGAUUUGAAUUUGAAGGGACCCAAACUGAAAGGAGAGAUCGAUGCUUCUGUGCCAGAACUAGGAGGUGAGCUAAGAGGCCCGCAAGUUGAUAUCAAAGGUCCCAGUGUGGAUGUGGAGGUUCCAGAUGUGAGUCUUGAAUGCCCAGAUGCGAAACUGAAGGGUCCUAAGUUCAAGAUGCCAGACAUGCACUUCAAGACCCCCAAGAUCUCCAUGCCUGAUAUGAACUUGCACUUGAAAGGCCCCAAGGUCAAAGGAGAUGUGGACGUGUCUGUGCCGAAAUUGGAGGGAGACCUGAAGGGACCCAGUGUGGAUGUGGAGGUGCCUGAUGUAGAGCUGGAAUGUCCUGAUGCCAAGUUGAAAGGCCCCAAGUUCAAGAUGCCAGACAUGCACUUCAAGGCCCCCAAGAUCUCCAUGCCUGAUGUGGACUUGCACAUGAAAGCCCCCAAAAUCAAGGGGGAGAUGGACGUGUCUGUGCCCAAGAUUGAAGGUGAAGUGAAAGUGCCAGAUGUGGAUGUUAAGGGCCCCAAAGUGGACAUUGAUGUUCCUGAUGUGGACGUGCAUGGCCCAGACUGGCACCUGAAGAUGCCUAAGGUGAAGAUGCCCAAGUUCAGCAUGCCAGGCUUCAAAGCAGAGGGCCCAGAAGUGGAUGUGAACCUGCCCAAGGCUGACCUUGAUGUCUCAGGCCCCAAGGUAGACAUUGAAGCUCCAGAUGUGAGCCUUGAGUGCCCAGAUGCAAAACUGAAAGGCCCUAAAUUCAAGAUGCCGGACAUGCACUUCAAGGCCCCCAAGAUCUCCAUGCCUGACGUGGACUUGCACAUGAAAGCCCCCCAAAUCAAGGGGGAGAUGGACGUGUCUGUGCCCAAGAUUGAAGGUGAAGUGAAAGUGCCAGAAGUGGACAUUAAAGGGCCCAAAGUUGACAUCAGUGCCCCAGAUUUGGAUGUACAUGGCCCAGACUGGCACCUGAAGAUGCCCAAGAUGAAGAUGCCCAAGUUCAGCAUGCCAGGCUUCAAAGCAGAGGGCCCAGAAGUGGAUGUGAACCUGCCCAAAGCUGACCUUGAUGUCUCAGGCCCCAAGGUGGACAUUGAAGGUCCAGAUGUGAGCCUUGAGUGCUCAGAUGCAAAACUGAAAGGCCCCAAGUUCAAGAUGCCAGACAUGCACUUCAAGGCCCCCAAGAUCUCCAUGCCUGACGUGGACUUGCACAUGAAAGCCCCCAAAAUCAAGGGGGAUAUGGACGUGUCUGUGCCCAAGAUUGAAGGUGAAGUGAAAGUGCCAGAGGUGGACAUUAAAGGGCCCAAAGUUGACUUAAGUGCCCCAGAUGUGGAUGUGCAUGGCCCAGACUGGCACCUGAAGAUGCCUAAGAUGAAGAUGCCCAAGUUCAGCAUGCCAGGCUUCAAAGCAGAGGGCCCAGAAGUGGAUGUGAACCUGCCCAAGGCUGACCUUGAUGUUUCAGGCCCCAAGGUGGACAUUGAAGGUCCAGAUGUGAGCCUUGAAUGCCCAGAUGCGAAACUGAAGGGUCCUAAGUUCAAGAUGCCAGACAUGCACUUCAAGACCCCCAAGAUCUCCAUGCCUGAUAUGAACUUGCACUUGAAAGGCCCCAAAGUCAAAGGAGAUGUGGAUGUGUCUGUGCCGAAAUUGGAGGGAGACCUGAAGGGACCCAGUGUGGAUGUGGAGGUGCCUGAUGUAGAGCUGGAAUGUCCUGAUGCCAAGUUGAAAGGCCCCAAGUUCAAGAUGCCAGACAUGCACUUCAAGGCCCCCAAGAUCUCCAUGCCUGACGUGGACUUGCACAUGAAAGCCCCCAAAAUCAAGGGGGAGAUGGACGUGUCUGUGCCCAAGAUUGAAGGUGAAGUGAAAAUGCCAGAUGUGGACAUUAAAGGGCCCAAAGUUGACAUCAGUGCCCCAGAUGUGGAUGUGCAUGGCCCAGACUGGCAUCUUAAGAUGCCCAAGAUGAAGAUGCCCAAGUUCAGCGUGCCAGGCUUCAAAGCAGAGGGCCCAGAAGUGGAUGUGAACCUGCCCAAGGCUGACCUUGAUGUCUCAGGCCCCCAGGUGGACAUUGACAUGCCAGAUGUGAAUAUUGAAGGUCCAGAUGCAAAGCUGAGAGGCCCCAAGUUCAAGAUGCCAGACAUGCACUUUCAUGCUCCCAAGAUCUCCAUGCCCGAUGUUGAUUUCAACUUAAAGGGACCUAAAAUCAAAGGCGAUGUUGAUGUUUCCAUUCCAAAACUAGAAGGAGAGCUCAAGGGUCCAGAAUUUGAUGUUAAGGGCCCUAAACUUGAUGCUGACAUGCCAGAUGUGACUGUGGAAGGGCCAGAUGGUAAAUGGAAAAGUCCUAAGUUUAAGAUGCCAGACAUGCACUUUAAAACUCCCAAAAUCUCCAUGCCAGAUAUUGAUCUACACUUAAAAAGCCCCAAGAUAAAGGGAGAGGUGGGUGUUGAUGUUCCUAAGUUGGAAGGUGACCUCAAAGGCCCAGAUGUUGAUAUUGAAGGACCAGAGGGCAAAUUGAAAGGCCCCAAGUUCAAGAUGCCUGACAUGCACUUCAAAGCCCCAAAUAUUUCUAUGCCUGAUGUGGACCUAAAUCUGAAAGCUCCCAAACUCAAAGGAGAGGUAGAUGUGUCUGUGCCUGAUGUAGAAGGUAAAAUCAAAGCACCAGAUGUGAACCUCAAAGGACCCAAAGUAGACAUUAAUGCUCCCGAAGUUCAUGGCCCAGACUGGCACCUGAAGAUGCCCAAAAUGAAGAUGCCCAAGAUCAGCAUGCCGGGCUUCAAAGCAGAGGGCCCAGAAGUGGAUGUGAACCUGCCCAAGGCUGAUCUUGAUGUCUCAGGCUCCAAGGUGGACAUUGACAUGCCAGAUGUGAAUAUUGAAGGUCCAGAUGCAAAGCUGAAAGGCCCUAAAUUCAAGAUGCCCGAGAUGAACAUCAAGGCCCCCAAGAUCUCCAUGCCUGACUUUGACUUACAUCUGAAAGGUCCUAAGGUCAAAGGAGAUGUGGACGUUUCUCUUCCCAAGGUGGAAGGUGACCUGAAGGCUCCUGAUGUUGACAUCAAAGGCCCCAAAGUGGACAUUGAUGCCCCAGAUGUGGAUGUGCAUGGCCCAGACUGGCACCUGAAGAUGCCCAAGAUAAAGAUGCCCAAGAUCAGCAUGCCAGGCUUCAAAGCAGAGGGCCCAGAAGUGGAUGUGAACCUGCCCAAGGCUGACCUUGAUGUCUCAGGCCCCAAGGUGGACAUUGACAUGCCAGAUGUGAAUAUUGAAGGUCCAGAUGCAAAGCUGAAAGGCCCUAAAUUCAAGAUGCCCGAGAUGAACAUCAAGGCCCCCAAGAUCUCCAUGCCUGACUUUGACUUACAUCUGAAAGGUCCUAUGGUCAAAGGAGAUGUGGACAUUUCUCUGCCCAAGGUGGAAGGUGACCUGAAAGCUCCUGAUGUUGACAUCAAAGGCCCCAAAGUGGACAUUGAUGCCCCAGAUGUGGACGUGCAUGGCCCAGACUGGCACCUGAAGAUGCCCAAGAUGAAAAUGCCGAAGUUCAGCAUGCCAGGCUUCAAAGCAGAGGGCCCAGAAGUGGAUGUGGACCUGCCCAAGGCUGACCUUGAUGUCUCAGGCCCCAAGGUGGACAUUGACAUGCCAGAUGUGAAUAUUGAGGGUCCAGAUGCAAAGCUGAAAGGCCCUAAAUUCAAGAUGCCCGAGAUGAACAUCAAGGCCCCCAAGAUCUCCAUGCCUGACUUUGACUUACAUCUGAAAGGUCCUAAGGUCAAAGGAGAUGUGGACAUUUCUCUGCCCAAGGUGGAAGGUGACCUGAAGGCUCCUGAUGUUGACAUCAAAGGCCCCAAAGUGGACAUUGAUGCCCCAGAUGUGGAUGUGCAUGGCCCAGACUGGCACCUGAAGAUGCCCAAGAUAAAGAUGCCCAAGAUCAGCAUGCCAGGCUUCAAAGCAGAGGGCCCAGAAGUGGAUGUGAACCUGCCCAAAGCUGACCUUGAUGUCUCAGGUCCCAAGGUGGACAUUGACAUGCCAGAUGUGAAUAUUGAAGGUCCGGAUGCAAAACUGAAAGGCCCCAAGUUCAAGAUGCCCGAGAUGAACAUCAAGGCCCCCAAGAUCUCUAUGCCUGACAUUGACUUAAACCUGAAGGGCCCCAAGGUGAAAGGUGAUGUAGACAUGUCUUUACCAAAAGUGGAAGGUGAUAUUAAAGUUCCUGAGGUGGAUAUCAAAGGCCCUAAAAUGGACAUUGAUGUCCCAGAUGUGGACAUGCAUGGCCCAGACUGGCACCUGAAGAUGCCCAAGAUGAAGAUGCCCAAGAUCAGCAUGCCAGGCUUCAAAGCAGAGGGCCCAGACGUAGAUGUGAACCUGCCCAAAGCUGACCUUGAUGUCUCAGGCCCCAAGGUGGACAUUGACUUGCCAGAUGUGAACAUUGAAGGCCCUGAUGCUAAAUUGAAGGGUCCCAAGUUCAAGAUGCCAGAGAUGAACAUAAAAGCUCCUAAGAUCUCCAUGCCAGAUUUGGAUCUUAACAUUAAAGGCCCUAAAAUCAAAGGAGAUGUGGAUGUUUCACUUCCAAAUGUAGAAGGUGGCUUGAAAGGGCCUAGUCUUGACAUCAAGGGCCCAAAGAUGGAUGUAGAUGCUCCAGAUAUUGACAUUCAUGGCCCAGAAGGUAAAUUAAAAGGCCCCAAACUAACGAUGCCUGACAUGCAUGUGAACAUGCCCAAAAUCUCCAUGCCAGAAAUUGACUUGAAUUUGAAAGGCUCAAAGCUCAAGGGCGAUAUUGAUGUAUCUGGACCCAAGUUGGAAGGUGGCAUUAAAUCUCCCAAGUUGGAUGUGAAGGGCCCAGAAGUGGACAUUUCUGGUCCCAAGGUCAACAUUGAAAGCAAGUCGAAGAAGUCUCGUUUUAAGUUUCCCAAGUUUAAUUUUUCGAGUCCCAAAGUUCAGACACCUGAAGUGGAUGUCAAAGUUAAAAAGCCAGAUAUUGAUGUAACUGGCCCAAAAGUUGAUAUUAAUGCCCCUGAUGUUGAGGUCCAAGGAAAAGUAAAAGGAUCCAAGUUCAAAAUGCCGUUCCUGAGUAUUUCAUCUCCCAAAGUAUCUAUGCCUGAUGUGGAAUUAAAUCUUAAAGGUCCUAAAGUCAAAGGCGACUUAGAUGUGGCAGCUCCAAACUUGGAAGGUGACUUUAAAGGGCCCACACUGGAUGUGAAGGCACCAGACAUUCAUAUGGAUGUACCUGAUGUGGAUGUUCAUGGCCCAGAGUGGAACUUGAAGAUGCCCAAGAUGAAAAUGCCUAAAUUUGGCUUAACUGGUGUAAAAGCAGAAGGGCCAGAUGUAGCUGUGGACCUGCCAAAAGGAGACAUCAACAUAGAGGGUCCUGGUAUGAACAUUGAGGGCCCAGAAAUCAAUGUAGAAGGUCUAGAAGGAAGCUUAAAAGGCCCCAAACUCAAGAUGCCAGACGUGAAUAUCAAAGCUCCCAAGAUCUCUAUGCCUGACAUUGAUGUAAACCUGAAGGGCCCCAAGGUCAAAGGUGAUAUAGAUGUGUCUGUGCCCAAGAUUGAAGGUGAAGUGAAAGUGCCAGAUGUGGACAUCAAAGGUCCUAAAGUGGAUGUCAGUGCCCCAGAAGUGGACACACAUGGCCCAGACUGGCACCUGAAGAUGCCCAAGAUGAAGAUGCCCAAGUUCAGCAUGCCAGGCUUCAAAGCAGAGGGCCCAGAAGUGGAUGUGAACCUGCCCAAAGGUGACCUUGAUGUCUCAGGCCCCAAGGUGGACAUUGACAUGCCAGAUGUGAAUAUUGAAGGUCCAGAUGCCAAAUUGAAGGGCCCCAAGUUCAAGAUGCCUGAAAUGAACAUCAAAGCCCCUAAAAUCUCUAUGCCUGAUCUUGAUCUGAAUCUGAAGGGUCCCAAAAUAAAGGGUGACAUGGUUGUGUCUUUGCCUAAAGUAGAAGGUGAACUCAAGGGCCCGGAAGUGGAUAUCAAAGGUCCCAAAGUGGACAUUGACACUCCUGAUGUUAGCAUUGAAGGCCCAGAGGGGAAACUAAAGGGUCCCAAGUUCAAGAUGCCAGAGAUGCACAUCAAGGCUCCCAAAAUAUCGAUGCCAGAUAUUGACUUAAACUUGAAGGGUCCUAAGCUGAAGGGUGAUGCAGAUGUUUCCCUUCCCAAGAUUGAAGGAGACCUUAAAGGCCCUGAGAUUGAUAUCAAAGGCCCCAAGGUGGACAUUGAUGUCCCAGAUGUAGAUGUGCAUGGUCCAGACUGGCACCUGAAGAUGCCCAAGGUGAAGAUGCCCAAGUUCAGCAUGCCAGGUUUCAAAGCAGAGGGCCCAGAAGUGGAUGUGAACCUGCCCAAGGCUGACCUUGAUGUCUCAGGCCCCAAGGUGGAUGUUGACAUGCCAGAUGUGAAUAUUGAGGGUCCAGAUGCAAAGCUGAAAGGCCCUAAAUUCAAGAUGCCCGAGAUGAACAUCAAGACCCCCAAGAUCUCCAUGCCUGACUUUGACUUACAUCUGAAAGGUCCUAAGGUCAAAGGAGAUGUGGAUGUUUCUCUUCCCAAGGUGGAAGGUGACCUGAAGGCUCCUGAUGUUGACAUCAAAGGCCCCAAAGUAGACAUUGAUGCCCCAGAUGUGGAUGUGCAUGGCCCAGACUGGCACCUGAAGAUGCCCAAGAUAAAGAUGCCCAAGAUCAGCAUGCCAGGCUUCAAAGCAGAGGGCCCAGAAGUGGAUGUGAACCUGCCCAAGGCUGAUCUUGAUGUCUCAGGCCCCACGGUGGACAUUGACAUGCCAGAUGUGAAUAUUGAAGGCCCAGAUGCAAAGUUGAAAGGCCCUAAAUUCAAGAUGCCCGAGAUGAACAUCAAGGCCCCCAAGAUCUCCAUGCCUGACUUUGACUUACAUCUGAAAGGUCCUAAGGUCAAAGGAGAUGUGGAUGUUUCUCUUCCCAAGGUAGAAGGUGACCUGAAGGCUCCUGAUGUUGACAUCAAAGGCCCCAAAGUGGACAUUGAUGCCCCAGAUGUGGACAUGCAUGGCCCAGACUGGCACCUGAAGAUGCCCAAGAUAAAGAUGCCCAAGAUCAGCAUGCCAGGCUUCAAAGCAGAGGGCCCAGAAGUGGAUGUGGACUUGCCCAAGGCUGACCUUGAUGUCUCAGGCCCCAAAGUGGACAUCGAAGCUCCUGACAUUGACAUUCAUGGCCCAGAAGGGAAGCUGAAGGGCCCCAAGUUUAAAAUGCCUGACCUCCACCUGAAGGCCCCCAAGAUCUCCAUGCCUGAAGUUGACUUGAACCUGAAGGGCCCCAAGGUAAAGGGUGACAUGGACGUUUCCCUGCCCAAAGUGGAAGGUGAACUCAAGGGUCCUGAAGUUGACCUGAAGGGCCCCAAAGUGGACAUUGAUGUCCCAGAUGUGGACGUGCAUGGCCCAGACUGGCACCUGAAGAUGCCCAAGGUGAAGAUGCCCAAGUUCAGCAUGCCAGGUUUCAAAGCAGAGGGCCCAGAAGUGGAUGUGAAUCUGCCCAAGGCUGACCUUGAUGUCUCAGGCCCCAAGGUGGAUGUUGACAUGCCAGAUGUGACUGUUGAGGGUCCAGAUGCCAAAUUUAAGGGUCCCAAGUUCAAGAUGCCCGAGAUGAACAUCAAGGCCCCCAAGAUCUCCAUGCCCGACUUUGACUUACAUCUGAAAGGUCCUAAGGUCAAAGGAGAUGUGGACGUUUCUCUCCCCAAGGUGGAAGGUGACCUGAAGGCUCCUGAUGUUGACAUCAAAGGCCCCAAAGUGGACAUUGAUGCCCCAGAUGUGGAUGUGCAUGGCCCAGACUGGCACCUGAAGAUGCCCAAGAUAAAGAUGCCCAAGAUCAGCAUGCCAGGCUUCAAAGCAGAGGGCCCAGAAGUGGAUGUGAACCUGCCCAAAGCUGACCUUGAUGUCUCAGGCCCCAAGGUGGACAUUGACAUGCCAGAUGUGAAUAUUGAAGGUCCAGAUGCAAAACUGAAAGGCCCCAAGUUCAAGAUGCCCGAGAUGAACAUCAAGGCUCCCAAGAUCUCCAUGCCUGACAUUGACUUUAACUUGAAGGGUCCUAAAGUGAAGGGUGAUGUUGAUCUCUCUCUCCCCAAAGUGGAAGGUGAUCUCAAGGGUCCUGAAAUUGACCUAAAGGGACCUAAAUUGGACAUUGAUAUUCCUCAUGUUAAUAUUGAAGGUCCAGAAGGGAAUUUGAAGGGCCCCAAAUUCAAGAUGCCCGAGAUGCACAUCAAAGCUCCCAAGAUUUCUAUGCCUGACUUUGACUUACAUAUGAAAGGGCCAAAAGUAAAGGGAGAUGUUGAUCUCUCCCUCCCUAAGGUAGAUGCUGACCUGAAAGGCCCAGAGAUGGACAUUGAGGGACCAGAAGGGAAACUCAAAGGUCCCAAACUGAAGAUGCCUGAUGUCCAUUUCAAAACUCCUCAAAUCUCCAUGGGUGACAUUGAUUUGAACUUGAAAGGACCUAAGAUUAAAGGAGAUUUGGAUGUUUCUGUUCCUAAGUUAGAAGGAGAUCUAACAGGCCCCAACAUUGAUAUUAAAGGCCCUAAGCUGGACAUUGAAGCUCCUGACGUUGACAUUCAUGGCCCAGAAGGGAAGCUGAAGGGCCCCAAGUUUAAAAUGCCUGACCUCCACCUGAAGGCCCCCAAGAUCUCCAUGCCUGAAGUUGACUUGAACCUGAAGGGCCCCAAGGUAAAGGGUGACAUGGACGUUUCCCUGCCCAAAAUGGAAGGUGAACUCAAGGGUCCUGAAGUUGACCUGAAGGGCCCCAAAGUGGACAUUGAUGUCCCAGAUGUGGACGUGCUUGGCCCAGAUUGGCACCUGAAGAUGCCUAAGGUGAAGACGCCCAAGUUUAGCAUGCCAGGUUUCAAAGCAGAGGGCCCAGAAGUGGAUGUGAACCUGCCCAAGGCUGACCUUGACGUCUCAGGCCCCAAGGUGGACAUUGACUUGCCAGAUGUGAACAUUGAAGGCCCUGAUGCUAAAUUGAAGGGUCCCAAGUUCAAGAUGCCUGAGAUCAACAUCAAAGCUCCGAAGAUCUCCAUGCCUGAUGUUGACCUGGAUUUGAAAGGACCUAAAGUGAAAGGAGAUUUUGAUGUGUCUCUUCCCAAGAUGGAAGGCACUCUGAAAGGCCCAGAGGUAGAUCUUAAAGGUCCAGGUCUGGAUUUUGAAGGCCCUGAUGCCAAACUUAGUGGGCCCGGUUUGAAGAUGCCAUCACUGGAUAUAUCUGCCCCGAAAAUAACUGCUCCUGAUAUUGACUUGCAUCUCAAGGCCCCCAAAAUUGGAGUUUCUGGUCCCAAGUUAGAAGGUGGUGAACUGGACCUCAAGGGUCCCAAAGUUGACUUAGAGGCACCGAAUGUGGAUGUGCACAUGGAGAGCCCAGACAUUAACAUUGAGGGACCAGAUGUCAAAAUUCACAAAUUUAAGAAACCCAAGUUUGGCUUUGGGGCCAAAAGCCCCAAAGCUGACAUCAAAGCACCUUCACUUGAUGUGACAGUUCCGGAAGCAGAGCUGAACCUCGAGGUUCCUGAAAUUAGUGUUGGCAGCAAGGGCAAGAAGAGUAAGUUUAAAAUGCCCAAAAUUCACAUGAGCGGCCCCAAAAUCAAGGCCAAGAAGCAGGGUUUUGAUCUGAAUGUUCCUGAGGGUGAAGUUGAUGCCACCCUCAAGGGUCCUGAUGUUGAUAUCAGCGUCACAGGGCCUGAUGCCACACUGAAGGCAGAUGCGAAGUCUCCCAGAGCCAAGAAAACAAUGUUUGGAAAAAUGUACUUCCCAGACGUCGAAUUUGACAUCAAAUCACCUAAAUUUAAAGCGGAGGCUCCUCUCCCUAGCCCCAAAAUGGAGGGUGAAAUCCAGGCCCCUUAUCUGGAUAUUUCUUCACCGGGGAUCCACGUGGAAGGUGCUGACCUCAAGCUGAAGGCUCCCAAGCUCAAAGUGCCCGAUGUGGAAGUCUCAGGGCCAAAAAUAGAGGGUGGCUUGAAAGGCCCCAAGCUGCAGGCAAACCUGGAAGCACCUGACAUCCACCUCGAAGGCCCAGAUGCUAAAGUCAAAGCUCCAUCCUUUGGCAUUUCUGCCCCUCAAGUCUCCGUCCCCGAUGUGAAUGUGAACUUGAAAGGACCAAAGAUGAAGGGCGAGGUCCCCAUCGUGGGACUGGAAGGACCAGAAGUAGAUCUGCAAGGUCCGGACUCGAAAAUCAAGUUCCCCAAGUUUUCGAUGCCCCAAAUCGGUGUCCCUGGCGUGAAAGUGGAAGGAGGGGUGGCUGAGGCCCACGCCCAGCUGCCCACUCUGGAGGGAGGCUUGAGUGCACCGGACGUUAAACUUGAAGGGCCAGAUGUGUCUCUGAAAGGGCCAAAGGUAGACCUCUCUAUGCCAAAAGCCUCUGGGCCUGACCUUGACCUGAACUUGAAAGGGCCAAGCUUGAAGGGAGAAGUGGAUGUAUCCGUUCCCAGCGUGAAAGUGAAUGUCCCCGGGUUUGACCUCAGAGGUGUCGGGGGAAAGGUGAAGCUGGAAGGAGAUGGUGUGAAGGUCCCAGGAGUUGAUGCCACCACAGGGCUCAGUGUUGGUGCCCCAGAUGUGACCCUGAAGGGACCAAGCCUACAAGGAGACCUGGCUGUCUCUGGCGACAUCAAAUGCCCAAAAGUGUCCGUCGGUGCUCCAGAUCUGAACCUGGAGGCAUUUGAAGGCGGCAUCAAGCUCCCCCAGAUGAAGCUGCCCCAGUUUACUCUCUCUACCCCAGGUUCCGAGGUGGACAUGAACAUCAAGGGGCCCCAAGUCAAAGGAGAACUAAAGGGGCCUGGCCUGGAUGUGAACCUGGGUGGCCUUAGCCUGAAAGGGCCCCAGAUCUCUGGCCCUCAAGUCUCAGCACCAGAUGUGGACUUAAAGUUGCAAGGACCAAAAGUGAAAGGGAACCUGGGAGCCACUGGUGAGAUGAAAGGCCUCUCCAUGGGAGGGGGUCUCACAGACAUCAGUGUCCCGGGCCUUGAAGGCAACCUCCAGAUGCCUGGAUUGAAGUCCUCUGGAUGCCAUGCGGAGCUGCCAGGUAUGAAUGUGAAGCUUCCCGCUGGGCAUAUCUCUGGCCCUGAAAUCAAAGGUGAUUUGAAAGGUUCAGGACUUGGUCUCCAUGGAGCAGCUCCUGACAUCAGCGUGAAGGGGCCUUCCUUUAACGUGUCCCCUCCUGAGUCAGAUUUCGGUGUCAGCUUGAAGGGCCCAAAAAUCAAAGGUGGUGUGGACAUUUCAGGGGCCGUUGGCGCCCCAGAUAUCAGCCUGGGGGAAGGGCAUCUGAGCGCCAAAGGUUCUACUGGGGGACUACAUUUCUCAGGACCAAAGGUGGAAGGAGGUGUGAAAGGAGGUUCGAUCGGACUCCAGGGUCCUGGGCUGAGUGUAUCUGGUGGGCCUCAAGGCCACUUGGAAAGCGGAUCUGGCAAAGUCACAUUCCCCAAAAUGAAGAUCCCCAAGUUCACUGUCUCAGGCCGGGAGCUGGUAGGCAGAGAAGUGGGGGUGGACAUCAACUUCCCCAAAGUGGAAGCCAAUGUCCAGGCUGGCACCGGAGAUGCCGAGUACGAAGAGGGCGACAUCAAACUGAAGAAAUCCAAGAUCAAAAUGCCCAAGUUCACUUUUUCCAAAGGUAAAGGCAAAGGUGGCAUGACGGGCUCACCAGAAGCAUCCAUCUCUGGGUCCAAAGGUGACCUCAAGAGCUCCAAGGCCAGCCUCGGCUCCCUGGAGGGAGAGGUAGAGGCUGAAGCAUCUUCUCCCAAAGGCAAAUUCUCCUUAUUUAAGAGCAAGAAACCGAGGCACCGCUCAAACUCCUUCAGUGAUGAAAGGGAGCUCUCUGCGCCUUCCACACCCACGGGGACUUUGGAGUUUGAAGGUGGGGAAGUGUCACUGGAAGGUGGGAAGGUCAAAGGGAAAGCAGGGAAACUAAAAUUUGGUACCUUUGGGGGCUUGGGGUCAAAGAGCAAAGGUCACUAUGAAGUAACUGGGAGCGAUGAGGAGGCAGGCAAGUUACAGGGGAGUGGUGUGUCCCUGGCCUGUAAGAAGUCCCGACUGUCUUCGUCUUCUAGCAAUGACAGUGGGACCAAGGUUGGUGUCCAGCUUCCUGAGGUAGAGUUGUCAGUCUCCACCAAGAAAGAAUAGCAGGCCUUUGUUUGUGUGUACAUAUAUGUAUAUAUUAAAAAAAAAAGACAUCAGCCUCGGGUGUGUUUGUAUAUAAAAACUGCAAAGAGAAACACACUCAACAGCCUCAGCAAUAAUGCAAAGAUCUUGUCUCUUCUAGGGAUAAGCACUGAAAAAAAAAAAAAAAAAAGCCAACUGCCUGUAAAGCUCCUGGAACUUCCUAAGGAGACUUGCAAAGGCUCCAAGUUCAUCCAGUUCACAUACAAGGUCAACAGUAUUUGCCUUAAGAUUUCAGUUUUUUUUUCUCCUUAUUUGCAUUUGAAUGCUGAGAGCCCUUGUUUACUAAGCCAGCUUUUGUGUUUAUUAGUCUCAUUUUUACUGAACCAUUGUUAGUGUUUUGGGGUAAUGGAAACCCUCUUUUUCUUUUCAUUGUAAUGACUUUGGGGCUUUUGUUAGUAAGGGUGGGGUGGGGUAGAAGUCUCUUCUACGAUUGGAUUGACUCAAACAGCUAACACCCAAAGAUGGCUGGCCGAAGCUGCUGCUGUGGGCCAGGCCCAAGGGUGUGGUUAGAGUUCUAGCAGUGCUUUCUUUUUGGGGGGUGGCGUCCCAGUGGCUCGGCACUCCGGGAAGCGUGAAGUAUUGUAGAAUCUGUUUGCAGAUUUGUGGGGUUGGCUCUGAGCGAGGGGCUUCCAGUCUGCGUGCUGUAGUGGGGACAGUUUCCUUCCUGGGCACCAUGUUCCUUAAUGGUAGUUGUGAUUUCUCUUAACCAUGAUUCAAAAAAAAAAAAAAAAAAUUCCAGCACUUUAAUGGCGAAUUAAUUGAGAAUGUAAGAAAUGGAUGCUGUCAAAGGCAAAUAAAGCAGUUUAUUAACUCUGA